CACCGAUAGGAUGCUGGAAAGACACUUCAAAGUUUGCAUCUUGAAGCAGUAUAAGUCAGAUGCAGGGCCAGGGCCGCCAAAGGUUGAAGGGCUAAGGGGUAAUUCUAACACAGAGGGGCCGCAAAGAUGUCAGAACUCCACAUUUUCAUCUUUACAUUUUUCCACACGCUUCAUCUUAGAUCAUUCUUCUAUAUCUGGCAAGCGUACACGCCAAUAUCUUAUGAGCCUGCACCAAGCAACUUGCGCAUACUAAGCUAAGCCACAGCAACAAGAAAGAUGAUUAGCUUCGUCUACCUGUCUUUUACCAAUCACUAACGAGCAGCAAAGAUGAAUUAUCGGGCAGGCACCAGGGCCCCCUCUGCUUGGGCCGCUCCCCGGGGGGAAGCUGAACCAGACGCCUUCGAGCUGCAAGCAGCGUCCCUGGCCCCCCUGACCGCCGCCAUUCUGAAAGCGCGCAGGGGAUCACCCGAGCCUCGUUACAAGUCCCGCCCGCAGUCGAGCCACUCGCAACGUUCCAGGGGGAACGCAAACGGGGGGUUCUUUUCGGGCUUAUCAAGCCAGCCGUCUGCGGGGGGUAAUUUGUGGUCAGCCCCCCAUCGGUCUUCUGGGGGGGUGCGCUCAGGGCAGCUGGGAGACGGGGGGGUGCCGACGACCGCGCUCGAAGAGAGCAUCGCGCGGCUGAAUGUGCUGCAGAGUCGGCUGAAACGGGGGGCGGGGGAGCCGGCGUCUGAACGAGCGUCGGGAGGCAGCUUGCGGAGGGGGCUGCUGAGCCCCCCGACGCGGAAAGAUGAUGUCAGCUCGGCGGAGGCCGCGGUAGCAAGUCAGCGGAAAGCGAGCUUGCGAGACGAGAUCCAGAGCGCAGAAAGGGCGCUGAACAGGGGGGUCCAGAAGGCUGCUUUUACCACCCCCGAGGGGGAGGUAAAGCGGGUAAUCCGAGUGGACGAAGCGCCGCGCCCCCUGUCUGCAGCCAGGGGGAUCAACCGGGCCCCGAUAGAUGGAAACGUGGGGCCAAUCUCUGGGCAUGAUUACCCCCCUUUUUCGAAGCAGGACGUGCGGCGCCACUCAAUCGGGCCCCUCCCAGAGGCUCCCAGGGGCAGCUCAGAUGCCGCAAACCGCAGGCACUCGUCUGAUGGGGGGCGGCCGGCCUCUGCCAAAACGGACGCAGCUUAUCCCGGACCUUACCCCUCCUUCGAUUCCAGGGGGGUCCAGGACAGUGCAGAAGUCAGCUUUGGUCAGGAGGCGAGGACGCCAGGAUUGUCGCAGUCAUGGACGGGGCAGAGAAUUCUCUGGUCGACGCAAGUGAGUCGGGGGGAUAGUUUGGCGGAGGGGAGUGGUGAGAAACGGGUGGCAGCGACGGAGGGAAAUGCUGAAAGGCAGCGACCAAUCAGCUACCCAGACGGUGUUCUAUCUCAGUCGCUAACCGGUUCCACAACUGGGGGAUCCCUGGAUUCGCUGCAAGCAAGAGUGAGCUCCCUGGAGGCGGAGCGGGGGCCUCUCGAAGGACGACUGUACGAGGCGAUCGGCCGCAUGUCCGCCUCGAUGGAGCGCGCCUUUCAGCAGCGCGUCGAGCGCCUCGAGGCGACCAUGCACGACGCCGUGGCCGAGGCGGUCGCCUUUCUGGGCAAAAAGGCGACCGCGGACGCCCGUUCCGAGAUCGAAAAAGCGUCUGCGGACGCCCAAAUGGCGAUCGACAAGAAACUAGGGCCGGCGGGGAUGGAGCGCCUCGCACGGCGCGCGGUGUGGCUCGUGGGGGGGAAGAUGGGCGCGAGGGCGACCGCACUAGAGGCCAAAGCGGCUAGGGCGCUGACUGUCGCUAAGCGGACCGAGUCCCAGCUGCGCCAGCUGGAGGCCACUCACAAGCUAAGCGACGGCCACGUGUCCCAUCUAACGGCCAAAAUCAAGAAGCUCAAGAAGGACCAGCUCGAGGCGGCGGGGCCGGCCGGGGGCGCUCCCGCGUGUGGGUGCGCGGGGCUUUGCAAGGGUUUGAGUGAGGGUUUGGAAAGUGUCGAGAACGAGGUUGCGGGACUGAGAACGGCAGCGGACCGACGGGAGCAUGAUACGCAACGGAACGAGAACGGAAUGCUGCGGAAGUUCGAGGAGCUGCGGGGUGAGAGGCGGGGCGGAAAAGCGGAAGAGCAAUUCGCGGUCUUGGCGAGGAGGGUGGAGGAGCUAGAACAGGAGCUCGGCUGCAAAACGGAAGCGGAACAGGCCUUGCAGCGGAACGGCGAGCUCGUAGCGGAACUGCGGAAAAGGAUCGACGUUGUGGAGCUUGCACAGCCCGCUGACAAAGCGAUUGACGAGAUGACGAGAUCUCAAAGGAGAACGGAAGGCGAGUUGAGCAGGCUGCAGGUCGAGUUCCGAAGCGAGAUGGUGGAAGCGGGCAAACGGAACGACCGGAACGUGCGAGCGGAACUGGCGAAAGCCAGGCAGGACAUCGUGGGGGAGAUCUCGGCGACGCUGGAGAGAGAGCGGGAAAGCGUCCGGCGGACGGUCGUCGAGGAGGUUGCCGACCGGACAGCGGAACUGGCGGAAUCCGUCCGGCGGAUCGCCGACCGGCAGGGCAAAGCGGAAGCGGACUCGACCAGGAGAGCGGAAGCUCUAGAGGAUAGGCUGAAGGCUCUGCAGACGAAGUUGGGCGCAGAAGUCGAUGUGAAGCUGGCGGAUCUCCGCAACGCGAACGGAACCGGAAAAGAGGUCGAGAAGCUGAGAGAGUGUGUCGAGGCACUGCAGAGCGUGUCCGACGAGACGACCGAGCGGCUCGCUGAAGCCGAGGAGGGUUUGGAGGGCGCGAAGGCGGCCGCGACCGAGGGUUUGGAGGGGUUGCGGGGCCGAGUCAAGGGGCUGGAAGAGAGGGUCUUGGAAAGCAUCGCCGUUGCCCAAAGGGGACGGGAAGAGGGGAUAGCAAAUACGGGUGACCUGCAGGAGGGUUUAAAUAGUUUGAGAGGGGCGGUCGUGGCGCUGGAAGCCGCGGCCGCGGCCGCGGAGCAAAACCCGGAGCGUCUUGAGAGCUUCCAAAAAGAGUUGGAACGGUUGCAGCAGACUGUUCAGAAGCUGGAAGGUUCCGCUUCAGCAAAAGCGGCUCUUGGUGUGGAUGCGCUCCAAGCGGAACUGGACGGUGUGAAGGCGUCUGUGACAGGGCUCGAGGAGUCUCUUUCGCAGGUAAAGGGGAAUGCGGGACUGGAAACGGAAGCCCUUCGGAACGAGCUAUCGAAAACAGGAGCGACUGUGGCGGCACUCGAUGCCUUCGCUUCUGAGAUGGCAGCAGAGGCAACUUUGGAGAGGAGCGGAAGCGCUGAAGCAAGAAAGCUGCUUGAGAAGCGUUUGGAGGACCUGACGGAGCGCGUCAACAAAAGCGAACAAAAGUCGGACGGUACAGAUUCAGACGGCGUCCACUCACUCCGAACAGAUGUGGACGGUCUAGCGGACGGUGUGAAAGUUCUGCAAGCGGACGUAGCAAGGGUGUCGGACGGUGUGAACACGCUGCGGACGGACUUGGGCGGGGUUUCGGACAGUGCAGAUUGCAUGCGGACGGAGCUGGACGUGCUCAAAGAGGUCCUCUUGCAACUGGAGAAUAAAGUCAACGAGGCCUCGUCAAAGAAGGAGGUUUCGAAAGGCGGAGAUGCAGGGGGAUCCCUUCGUGAUGACGUGGCAGCUCUACGCAGCCACGUGGCGGGUCUGGAGGCGUCCGUGCAGGAAGCCAGGAGCGCGGAAGUGGAGGCUGCGGGAUCGAAGGAGAGCUUGGAAGAUUUUGCAACUAGAGUGGGCUAUUUGGAGUCCGCGGUCGAGGAAGUGCGCGCGCGGAAGAGUUCGGGUGACGUGGCAGAAAAGCAACGGGAGCUUCGGGAGGAAUUUGAAAAGCUGAAAGCGUCCGUUGAGGCGAUGUCCGCGAACGGAAAGGUGGGGACGGACGGAUCGUUCUUGGAGGUUUGCGAGAGGUUUGAGGGUCUGGAGGCGCGCGUCGCGGCCGCGGCGGCGAGCCGGGAGAGCUUCGGUUCGAAAGCGAGCGUCGAGGAACUUCGAGACAGAUUGGAAGAGCUUGAGGGUUUGGGCGAUCUUGUCGAAAGCGUGAAAGCGGAGCUGGGCGAUUUACGAGAUAGGCAAAACGAGGGACUAAAUUCUUUGCGGGGCGACGUCGCAUGUAUGGAAGGUGCGGUGAAAGAGGUGAGGGAAAAGCUAGAGGAUGUAGGGGGCACAGAAAAGUUGGAGCAGGGUACCGGGCAGAAUUUGACCGGGAUAAGUGAACGGUUAGAGGGAAUAGAAGCGGGUCUUGGAGAGCUGAGGGGAAGGGAAGAAGAGAACGAAGGACGGCUUGGAGGGCUGCAAGAGCAGGUCGGCGAGCUGGCGGAAUCCGUUGAGGAUGCGCAGCGGAAGGGGGCGGAACGAGCGAGAGGCUUGGAAGAACGAGUGGCAAAAAUGGUGGAAGAAGGAAAGGGAGUCGAAGAAGAACUGGAGGCGAAGAUAUCGGAGCUGCGAGAUCGCGUCGCGCGGCUGGGAAGUUCCGUCGAGGCGCUUGCGGAGCAACGGAAGGACGGCGAAGCAGCGGAACGGGAAAGGACAGCGGACUUGAGGGUUAAGCUGAUCGAAAACGAGGCGGAUGGACUGAAGCAAGCGGUGGAGGUACGAAGACAACAACAGACGGAGUCCGCCGGAACCUUGGAUUCCGUUCGGAAGCAGGUGGGCAACCUUUUGGUGCGGCUGUCCGACGGAUCGAGCUGUCCGCUGCACAAUUCCGUUGAGGAGCUGAAGGAACGGAACGCGGAAAUGGAUCAUAGUCUGGAGGAGGUUCGGCUGAAGAUGGAGGGUAUGGAAGACGAUCUGCGCCGGCAAAUAGGAGGCGGACACGUGGAGCAGCAGGUUGAGCGGUUGGCCCUUGCGGUUGGGAAGCUGGCGGAGACAUGCGCGCGCGACCACGAGGCGCUGGCGGCCGGAAUAUGCCGGCACCACGGGGGCCAGGGAGUUGGCAUAAAUAUGACGUCAAUUGAUGACGAAGUCCAUGGGGAGGUAUCUCGCGGCAGCACUGCAGCGGAUAGAGAGAACAGGAACGAGGCGGAUUGGAGCGUGGAAACAGACGGGGAGAGUUUUUCAAAAAGGGGAAAUCUGGUCGGCGGAUUGUUUCAGGGGGAGACUGCAGACUCACAAGGCAGCCCGGCCGCCCCAGAGGCCGAGCCCGGGGAUCCCUCCCAGGCGCAAUCCUGGGAUGACAUCGGAGCGCAGCUUGCAACCGUUCGGCAGAGCCUUUCAGGCAAGGUCGUAUCCGGAACCGGAAUCGGGGUCGGGAGCGGAACCUUCUUUGCAGCUGCGUGGGCGACCGCGCAGUCAGAGGCCGGGCUGAAUCCGCUGUACGAACUGGGCGCGGGACCCGCCGGAAAAGUGCCCGGAAAGCUUCCCAUCGGAAGGUUUGAGGAGGAGGGUUUGGAAGCGGGCGCGCGCGCGGUCGCGGCCGCGCCGCCGCCGCUCCUCCUGAUGCACGAAAACCUGCUCUACCAGACGCCCAUCUCGCCGCCCAGCAACGCCACGUCGCCCGCUGACGUCACCAUGACGUCUACGUUCGGAAGCCGGGGGAAUGCGAAACCGGUGGACCCAGCGCAGACGUCCGAAACGGGGGUAAGCGGCUCGAGUGGAGCGAGCGCCCCGUCGAGCGGCCUCAGCGCUCCGUCGAGCGGAGUUCCGGCCAGCGGAACGCACGUUCCGCGCCGGCCCCCGUCGCUGAAGCUCGACGCGCUGCCGGGAAUUGUGCCGUCGGAUCUGGCCCUUCGCCCGAAGUCGCCCCUGGGGCGCAAGUCGAGAGCCCAAGCGGGUUUCUCGGACAGGGACUGGACGGAGCCUCCGAAGAGCGCGGUAGAGGUUCCGGCCUCGCUGCCGUUUGCCCGCGACUCCCUCUCAUACCUGACCAGCCCGGUAUCGCCUGGGGGAGGCACUCCGAGCGGAACCCGGACGGAAUUCCGCGAGCGGAAGGGAUGGGCAGGAGCGAACCCGGAAAAGGCCCCCAGCCCGGUGUGCCCCUCCCCGGGCGUGGCGAACGAGUUCCUGGACCCGAAAGAGCUGACGCCGUCGCCCAGUCCGGCGGACACCGGAAGCGGCAAGCCCGCGGACUUCGAAGAACGGACGGAAACGGCGACCGGUCGCAGCAGGCGCGGGAGGGGAAGCCCCGGGAGCGAUCACAGCCGAGACAGUCUGGAGGGCGAGAACGACGUCAGUGUCCUUCCAAAUGACGUAAGCGGUGGCCCGCCGUCACCUGGCAGCAGUCGGGUCGGGGGACAGUCUCCGACCGCAGGGCUCAAAGCGCGGGGUCAAAUCGAGUCUGAUCCAGCGAAUGAACCGGGGAAAGGAGACUUUGGCAAGGGUUUCGAUGGGGACGUGCCGUCAGCAUCGAGCGCUGCUGACGUCAGAGAGUCCGCCAACGCAUUGCCCGGGUUGAGUGCUCGGCAGAGCCCACGUCCGGACUCGGCUAGUCGAUAUGGACGGGGGAAGGACUCGGGGGACUUGUCCGACUCGCAGUCUGACGUCAGCGAUCACGACGUUGACGUGGGCGAAGAAGAGAUUCGUGAGGAGAUGGACGACUGGGAUCUAGGCGUCGAGGGAUUGGAGGACGUGCUAGGAAGCGAUUGAAGAUAGAAGUUGGACCAAUCCUAUUUUUAGUGCUAACAGUCUCUGGGGAAGCCCGUUCUGUGAAUCUUUGAGCGGAAGGUACUCUGGAAUUGGUCAUAAUUGUCGGAACGACUGUCGAUCUGAGUGACAGGGACAGUUUGGAUCUGCAUGGUCUGCGUAGGAUUUCUGAACACCUCGUAGCAAGGCGUGCCAACAUCCAAUUGCUUUCAAGAAAACUUUGCAAUCUUUGCGUGAAUAAUGGCAGG
Messenger RNA from Klebsormidium nitens, 6854 nucleotides. Lineage: Eukaryota; Viridiplantae; Streptophyta; Klebsormidiophyceae; Klebsormidiales; Klebsormidiaceae. The record is from the annotation of a GenBank genome assembly.